Pocillopora verrucosa is the source of this 1072-nucleotide messenger RNA. RefSeq lists its product as uncharacterized. Lineage: Eukaryota; Metazoa; Cnidaria; Anthozoa; Scleractinia; Pocilloporidae. The record is from RefSeq and is a predicted model, not a curated record.
UAGAGAUGGCGGCGAAAGAUGCUUAGUAGAAAAAGAUGGAAAAUGCUUUGACAUCAAGUUCCUGCAUGGAGUGUGAUGGUCCUUGGCACGUUUUAUCUUUGAAUAACCAACGGUAAACAGUGCGAUGUGGCAAUUAUAAUUCGUCAUUGGAAGAUUCCAGCAGACCUUCGAUGAAAUUUGUUUCUGUAGACAGGAGGUGAUUGGUGUAAACUCAUUUAAAACUGCUAACAUCAGCAGUUGACGUUUGAGGAAUUCGACAUCAAAAGCAAAGACAUAAAUUUGAUCUAAACAGUCACAGUUGACGCGAACGGUUACAAACUAAGGCAACUAACAUUUCGAUUGAUUAGCAAGAUGAAGGUCAGGAUUUCUUUCGGUCAAACGAUGUUCGUAUCUUUAGUCGUCUCUCUUCUGUUUUGCAACGCGUAUGCGGAAGAGCCUAUCGGUAAAGAGCCGAUCGGUAAAGAGCCGAUCAGUAAGGAGCCUAUCGGUGAAGAGCCGAUCGGUAAGGAGCCUAUCAGUAAGGAGCCUAUCGAGGCCAAGAUCUGUGCUGACGACUAUGCUUCAGUUGGAAGAACUGUCUGUGAUGACCAUGCAGAAUGCUUGGAGGGAGAUGGUGCUAUUGCAUGCGAAUGCAAGGAAGGAGCUCUUGGUGAUGGCUGGGCUAUCAGCUCGGGCUGUGUUCCAGUGGAAGGUAAUCCUGAAGGUUAUCCAGGUGUGAGAGGGAAAAGAUGGUGGAUUUUGGGAAUGUGGAGCAGAAGUCAGGAAAUCAAACCUUGCAGUGGACGCAUGGCACUUCUGGGGCAAAUGGUUUGUGACAGGAACGCAUAUUGCAUGCAAGGAAACUCAGACGUCUUGUCUAUUAAGUGCUUUUGCAAAAAAGGCUCUGGAAAUGGCUUCAGAAGUUCAUUCUCACCAACCUCUGGGUGCCAUUAAGCUGAACUGACUUCACUUUCUGUUUUUCCUCUUUGAGUUGGACCAUGGCCUUUUUUUACCUGAUUGUUAUUCUUUAUGUUGGACUACAACCGAUUUUUCACAUUAUUUGUCUUAAAUAAGAAAUAAAACUAUUGCUGAU